AUGAACAAUAGAUAAUUUAAAACAGUGUUUUUAGGAAGUUCAAAUGUGGGAAAAAGUUGCAUUGUAAAAAGAAUAGUCAACAAUUAAUACGAUGGGAAGACGGAACCAACAAUUGGAAGUUCAUUUCUAUCUAAAACCAUUAACAUAAAUGGAGAGGAUAUAACAUUUCAAUUGUGGGACACAGCAGGUCAAGAAGCUUUUCGUGCCCUUACUAAAAUAUAUUAUAGAUAAUCCUAAAUUGCCAUUUUGGUGUAUGAUAUUACAAAUAAGGAUUCUUUUCGCAGUUUAGCAAGAUGGCAUGAGGAUUUGAAGGAGAAUUGCGAUGGAAAGAGGAUGAUUUUGGCUUUAUGUGGGAAUAAAGUUGAUUUGGAGAAUGACGUUGUCACCUAUACGGAAGCUAAGAAAUUUGCAGUUUCAAUUAAUGCUGAGCUAUUUUUAGUAUCCGCAAAGACUGGAUAAGGAAUAGAAGGUUUGAUAUAAAUAAAAUAUCGAGGAAAUGUUCGAUAAAGUUGGCACCAUGGCAUCCCAAAUGGAAUUAGAGAAUCCUGA
Paramecium tetraurelia is the source of this 549-nucleotide messenger RNA. RefSeq lists its product as uncharacterized. The transcript has 2 exons. Gene Ontology annotation, molecular function: GTP binding; GTPase activity. Lineage: Eukaryota; Ciliophora; Oligohymenophorea; Peniculida; Parameciidae. The record is from RefSeq and is a predicted model, not a curated record.